CAGCCGUUCGCUUUGAAUAGUGGCGGGUUUUCCCGUAGUUUUCUCUGCGUAUCGUAAUAUUCUGCUAUCACAGGGCUUCUUAAUUGCACAGCAAAGUCCAGGUGUUCAAACCAAGGAAGCUUUGAUUGCUGUUAGUGACUACAGCUGCGCACAUCCUGAAUUAGGCGGUGCCACCGUAAAGGUGCGGCGCAGUAGCUUUCGUUUAGAUGCUGCGUAACGUCACGUUCCGUGCUGCCAGAAAACAGAUACAGGUCUGCUCGAAAUGUCCCGUAUCCAGUCAGCCCUCUGUGAAGGACAGAAAAGAUUGCAGGUUACUCGUUGUAGGAGGAGGGUCCGGUGGCCUUGCUACGGCGUCCUGUUUUUCCUCCAAACUGGGCAAGGGAAAAGUGAUUGUGGUUGAGCCCAGGGAUAUGCAUUUCUAUCAGCCCAUGUGGACUUUGGUAGGUGGAGGGUUGAAACCUCUGCAGGCUUCUGUACGACCAAUGAAACGUGUGAUGCCACGAAAAGCACAGUGGGUAAAAGACCAAGUUGAGUUGUUCUGCCCAGAAGAAAACUUUGUUAUUACAAAAGGAGGAGUACAGAUAAGGUAUGACUUUCUUGUUGUGGCAAUGGGAAUCCAAGUACGUUUUGAUAUGAUUAAAGGACUAGAAGAUGCCCUGCAAACACCUUAUGUUGGGUCAAACUACUCUUAUGAGACUGUGACAAAAACGUUGAAUGCAAUGCAAAACCUAAAAGGAGGAAAUGCAAUUUUUACAUUCCCAACAACACCAGUGAAAUGCCCAGGUGCAGCACAGAAGAUUAUGUAUCUCACAGAUGCUUAUUUACGGAAGGAAAAGCGGCGUGAAGGAACUGACCUCAUAUUCAACACAUCUCUGGGAACACUAUUUGGAGUGAAGAAGUACGCGGAUGCUUUGUGGAAAGUCGUGGAGAGGAAGGGAAUUAAAGUGAACCUGAGGCAGGAGUUGGUAGAAGUGAAAGGAAAGUCAAAGGAAGCCGUCUUUCAGUUGUUGGACAGCAAAGCAAGCCCCAAGGAAACUGUGACCUACAAGUAUGAGAUGCUGCAUGUUACCCCUCCCAUGGUUGCACCACCGUCAUUGAAGUCAGCACCAUCCUUGAGUGACGCUGCAGGAUUCUUGAAUGUGGAUGCCGACACACUGCAGCACAAGACAUUUCCCAACGUUUUUGGCAUUGGAGACUGCAUAAAUGUUCCUACAGCCAAAACUGCAGCAGCUGUUGCUGCAGAAUAUGGUGUCUUACGCAAGAACCUAGCGAGUGUAAUGAAUGGGAAAAAAGCAGACAGAAAGUAUGAUGGCUACACAUCUUGUCCGUUGGUAACGGGUGAAAACCGCUGCAUCCUGGCCGAGUUUGACUACAGUAUGAAUGCCCUGGAGACAUUCCCUCUGAACCAAGCGGUGGAGAGGAGAACCAUGUACCAUCUCAAGAAAGAUAUUAUGCCACAACUUUACUGGCACUUCCUACUCAGAGGACACUGGGGAGGUCCUCGCCACAUCAGGAAACUUUUGCAUCUUGGCCUUAGUAAAUGAAAAACUGGAGGCCUCAGGAUUGUAUCACACUAAAAAAGAUGAUGAUCAAUUUAUGAGUCAGUAAUAUAUAUUUUCAUCAGCACAUGAACAAAUGUUUUCAUGUAAGAUGUCUUUCAUACUUAAUAAAACUACAUGGAGUGGUGAGUGGUGCCUGGCAGUAUCGUGUGACGUGCUGGCUUUGGUCCCCUUUCCACUACUUCUUUCGACGGCA
Messenger RNA from Ornithodoros turicata, 1755 nucleotides. RefSeq names its product sulfide:quinone oxidoreductase, mitochondrial-like (gene Sqor). Lineage: Eukaryota; Metazoa; Arthropoda; Arachnida; Ixodida; Argasidae. The coding region runs from base 207 to 1544 and encodes 445 amino acids. Gene Ontology annotation, cellular component: mitochondrion. The transcript has 10 exons. Gene Ontology annotation, molecular function: sulfide:quinone oxidoreductase activity; FAD binding. The record is from RefSeq and is a predicted model, not a curated record.